Molecule: messenger RNA, 996 nt
Organism: Spinacia oleracea (spinach)
Lineage: Eukaryota; Viridiplantae; Streptophyta; Magnoliopsida; Caryophyllales; Amaranthaceae
Exons: 1
Coding region: 1-996 (331 amino acids)
Source: RefSeq, a predicted model, not a curated record
AUGCUUAAUCUUCACCACAUUAAGCUAUUCAGCCUUCUGGAAACCAAGAUAAAGACUCCAAAAUUGGGUGACCUUUAUCUGAAUCUGUGCCCUGGGUGGAAUUUUACCACCAACUUAAGUUGUUGUACUUCUAGCAGGAUUGUGGUUGGUUGGGACCCAUCCUCUUUUAACCUCAACAUUUUAGCCUUGACCAACCAGAGUAUUCAUUGUGAACUGACCUCUCUCAGUACUUGUCUCAAAUUCUGUGUGACAUUCAUCUAUGGGAUGAAUGAUAAGGCUGAAAGAACUAAACUAUGGGAUCAUUUGUGUGAUAUUGGCCUUCACUACAACUCACCUUGGGUAAUUAUGGGAGACAUUAUUGCUCUCAUGGAUAUUGAUGACAGAAUAGGUGGCCCUGUUAGAUUGAGUGAUAUUCAACCAAUGAGGAAUUGUAUGACUUCAUGCCAUUUGGAUACAAUCAAAACCACUGGUAGACAUUAUACUUGGACCAAUAACCAGGAGGGGGAUUCUAGAGUUUUCUCUAGGAUUGAUAGAGUUUUGGCAAACACACAAUGGGGAGAUAUGUUUCCUGAAGCAGAAGCUAAUUUCCUCCCAGAGGAAGAUUUUGAUCAUUGCCCCAUGGUCCUUUGCAGUUUUCCAACUAUACAUGUUAAGAGGCCUUUUAGAUUUUAUAAUAUGUGGACUACUUCUGAUAAGUUCAUCAGUAUUGUGGAUCAAAACUGGCAAAAGAGUGUUCAUGGGUGUCCCAUGUUCAGACUUACACAGAAGCUAAAAUGGCUCAAAACUGACCUCAGAGCUCUUAACAAGCAAGGUUUCAAUGAUGUUGAAGCUGAAGAUAUCAAAAUGCAUUGCAUUCUUCUGGAAGUUCAAUCUAAAAUGCAUGCAGAUCCUAGCAACACAAGCUUGGCCACUUUGGAGAAAGAAGCUGAUGCAGCUUAUCUCAAAGCUCACACCACCUACACUUCCUUCAUCCAACAGAAAGUCAAGAUUGACUAG